Aspergillus niger is the source of this 5382-nucleotide messenger RNA. RefSeq lists its product as uncharacterized. Lineage: Eukaryota; Fungi; Ascomycota; Eurotiomycetes; Eurotiales; Aspergillaceae. Gene Ontology annotation, biological process: regulation of ARF protein signal transduction. The transcript is spliced from 5 exons. The record is from RefSeq and is a predicted model, not a curated record. Bases 1 to 5382 code for a protein of 1793 amino acids. Gene Ontology annotation, molecular function: guanyl-nucleotide exchange factor activity.
AUGGCGGAAGUCGAGAAUGGCUCUGUGAACGAGCCACCAACCCAAACAUCUACAACCCUGCCGCCGGUAGACAACAAGGAGGAGGAUGCCGGCGAUGUCCUAGCGCAUACGGAACCACCUGUCGACGGAGAUGAACCCGAACUACCAGAGGCGUCGGACCCUCAAGGAAUUGAUGUUCAGGAAUCAGAGCAGGCACAUUCACCACUAGAACAAUCGGGAACUACUGAAAAUGCAGAGUCGCCGGAUCAAGCCGCAAGCUCUCCGGAGGGAGCCGUCGCAUCAUCAGAAUCCAAGGCUGAUACCGAGCCUGAGUCGACCUCGAAGCCCGAUACACAGGACCAAUCUGCGGAUACAUCACCGGCAGUUCCGGCCGUCAACGUUGAAGAGGAAUCUUCGGCUGACAAGCAAGAUGUCGCCUCCAUACCCCAUCAAGAUGAGCUUCCCUCCGAUUCACGCAUGCGCUCCGAUUCAAGAUCGACAACGGCCACAUUUGCAACGCAUCGCUCGGUUACGGUCAGCUCUACCGUCUUUAUUGUGACGGCGUUGGAUACAAUCGGUGCUUCCAAGGAAGCGCGGAGGAGCAAAGAACUGGAGGAUGCUGUGAAGAACGCCCUCGCAAACGUCAAACAGUCGGAUGGUCAGCCCAUUGACCCUGAGCUUAUAUUCCGCCCUCUACAGCUGGCCACCAAAACCUUUAGUAUUCCUCUGCAGGUCACGGCCCUUGACUGCAUCGGAAAAUUGAUAACCUACUCAUACUUCGCCUUCCCUUCAUCUCACGAUGGGAAGACGUCAGAAUCGGAGGCCAACCCUGAACAGCCACCCCUGAUUGAGCGAGCGAUUGAUGCGAUCUGCGACUGUUUUGAGAACGAAGCCACACCCGUUGAGAUUCAACAACAAAUCAUAAAGUCACUCCUUGCGGCAGUUUUGAACGACAAGAUCGUCGUGCAUGGAGCAGGUCUCCUAAAGGCUGUCCGCCAGAUUUACAACAUCUUCAUUUACUCCAAAUCAUCUCAGAAUCAGCAAAUCGCCCAAGGGUCCUUGACACAGAUGGUCAGCACUGUUUUUGAUAGGGUCCAGCCUGUCACGAAGGAGCCCGUGGAGAAAUUGACGUUGCAAAGUUUUGAGUCGAACAAGGAUGUGACCUCGGUCAACGACAAUGCUCCCACAAUGGUUACUCGUGCCAGAGGCAAUCAGAGAUCUGCUCGGUCAAUGUCUGCAGCCUCAGCAGAGGACAUUGACGGCACUACUGAUGAUGAUGAGGACGAAAUUUAUGUCAAGGACGCUUUCUUGGUUUUUAGGGCACUCUGCAAGCUGAGCCAUAAAAUACUGAGCCAUGAUCAACAACAAGACCUCAAGUCUCAGAAUAUGAGAUCAAAAUUGCUGUCGUUGCACCUUAUCCAUUACCUCAUGAACAAUCACGUCGUGACCUUUACAUCUCCCCUCUUGACCAUCAGAAAUAGCUCCAACAGCCCGGACGCGAUGACACUACUACAAGCUGUCCGGCCUCAUUUGUGCUUAAGUUUGAGUCGGAAUGGGUCCAGCUCGGUGCCCAGGGUGUUCGAAGUUUGCUGUGAGAUUUUCUGGCUAAUGCUGAAGGAUAUGAGAGUGAUGAUGAAGAAAGAACUCGAGGUUUUCCUAAAAGAGAUAUACUUGACUAUUCUCGAAAAGCGCAAUUCUCCCCUUUUCCAGAAGCAGUACUUCAUGGAAAUUUUGGAGCGAUUGGCAGGUGAUCCGCGCGCCUUGGUGGAAAUGUAUCUCAACUAUGACUGCGACAGAACUGCGUUGGAGAACAUCUUCCAAAAGUAUGUCAUAGUUCUAGACUCCUCUCGUACAACUUCUGACUUCACUGUCACCGCUUUCCAGCAACAACAGUACCAGGAGCACCAUGUCAAGGUCUCAACUAUUGGUAGUGACUGGCAUCAACGGGGAACCUUGCCACCCAACCUUACCACUGCUAGCGUAGCCAGUGGUCAUCAGCCAAACCUACAGCAUGUGCCCCCUGAUUAUAUACUGAAGAAUCAGGCGGUCGAGUGCCUGGUGGAAAUUCUGCAGUCACUAGACAACUGGGCCUCGCAGCGUCUGGUCGAUCAAGCGGCGCCGGUUCUCAACUCAUCCUCUCAGAAGUCAAUUGACAAUCCUAGGGACUCAAUGGAAACAACUGCCCCUACCUAUCUUUCAUCUCCGAGGAUCGAAAGCACUGACGGCAGUACCACACCUGUGGCGGAGGACGACCCGAGCCAAAUUGAGAAGGUCAAGCAAAGAAAGAUUGCCUUCACCAACGCCAUUCAACAGUUCAACUUCAAGCCCAAGCGGGGAGUCAAGCUUUUUAUCAAAGACGGCUUUGUACGUUCCAGCUCGCCCGAGGACAUUGCCGCAUUCUUGUUCCGGAAUGAUCGGUUGGACAAAGCCAUGCUGGGUGAGUAUCUCGGUGAAGGAGAGGCCGAGAAUAUCGCCAUCAUGCAUGCUUUCGUUGAUAUGAUGGAAUUCUCAAAGCGGCGCUUCGUCGAUGCUCUGCGUCAGUUCCUACAGCACUUCCGCUUGCCUGGAGAAGCACAGAAGAUCGAUCGUUUCAUGCUCAAGUUUGCGGAGCGCUACGUAACCCAGAAUCCGAACGCAUUCGCAAACGCGGAUACGGCGUACGUUCUUGCUUACUCCGUCAUCAUGCUCAACACAGAUCAGCAUAGUGCCAAGAUCAAGGGGCGCCGCAUGACGAAGGAAGAUUUUAUCAAGAACAACCGCGGUAUCAACGAUAACCAGGAUCUGCCUGAUGACUAUCUCGGUUCCAUCUACGAUGAAAUUGCAAAAAACGAGAUUGUCUUGGAUACUGAGAGAGAACAUGCUGCCAAUCUUGGCAUUCCGACGUCUGCACCCAGCGGCGGCCUCGCGUCUCGGGCUGGACAAGUUUUUGCAACCGUGGGGCGCGAUGUUCAAGGUGAAAAGUAUGCGCAGGCCUCUGAGGAAAUGGCAAACAAGACCGAGCAGCUUUAUCGUAGUCUGAUACGAGCGCAGCGGAAGACAGCUGUCAAGGAAGCUCUCUCACGCUUCAUCCCGGCAACCUCUGUCCAACAUGUGGGUUCCAUGUUCAAUGUCACCUGGAUGUCUUUCCUUUCUGGCUUGUCUGCUCCGAUGCAGGAUACCCAGUACCUCGAAAUUAUCCGGCUUUGCAUGGGAGGUAUGAAGCUGGCUAUACGUAUCAGUUGCGCGUUCGAACUUGAAACCCCACGUGUCGCGUUCGUGACGGCCUUGGCCAAAUUUACCAACCUGGGCAACGUCAGGGAGAUGGUAGCAAAGAACGUGGAGGCGUUGAAAGCCUUGCUUGACGUCGCUCUCACGGAAGGAAACCAUCUUAAGGGCUCUUGGAGAGAUAUUCUCACGUGCGUCAGUCAACUCGACCGUCUUCAACUCCUCACCGAUGGUGUCGAUGAAGGUUCCCUACCUGAUGUCUCCCGAGCUCGCAUCGUGACUCAACCUCCCACGGACGGAUCUCGGAAGUCAAUGCAAGCGUCAAGGCGGCCUCGCCCUCGAUCAAUCAAUGGACCUACAGCUUUCCGUACUGAGGUUGCAAUGGAAAGUCGAUCUGCGGAAAUGAUAAGGGGAGUGGACCGGAUCUUCACCAAUACGGCCAAUCUCUCUCACGAGGCCAUUAUUGAUUUCAUUAAGGCCCUAAGCGAGGUCAGCUGGCAAGAGAUCCAAUCGUCUGGACAAACUGAAUCCCCUCGAACAUACAGCCUGCAGAAAUUGGUUGAAAUCAGUUACUACAACAUGACAAGAGUCAGAAUAGAAUGGUCAAAGAUUUGGGAGGUCCUCGGGCAGCACUUCAAUCAUGUGGGUUGCCAUUCGAAUACCACUGUGGUCUUCUUCGCUCUUGAUUCGCUUCGCCAACUUUCGAUGCGCUUUAUGGAGAUUGAGGAGCUGCCGGGUUUCAAGUUCCAGAAAGACUUCCUCAAGCCGUUCGAGCAUGUUAUGGCGAAUAGCAACGUUGUCACUGUCAAAGACAUGAUUCUUCGUUGUCUCAUCCAGAUGAUUCAGGCGCGUGGUGACAAUAUCCGCUCAGGUUGGAAAACUAUGUUUGGCGUCUUUACGGUUGCUGCUCGCGAGCCAUAUGAAGGCAUUGUCAAUAUGGCUUUUGAGCAUGUCACCCAGAUUUACAACACCCGCUUUGGAGUUGUUAUAACACAGGGUGCCUUCCCUGACCUUAUUGUCUGCCUCACUGAAUUCUCCAAGAAUUCAAAGUUCCAGAAGAAGUCGCUACAGGCAAUCGAGACCUUGAAGUCUACUGUUACGAAAAUGCUGAGGACGCCAGAGUGCCCGCUGUCUCAUCGCGGUGCGUCACCUGAGGGCUUCCAUGAAGAUGCCACCAACCUUUCUCAGCAACUCACCCGUCAGUCCAAGGAGGAGCAGUUUUGGUACCCGAUCUUGAUCGCCUUCCAAGACGUGCUGAUGACCGGUGACGACCUUGAAGUCCGGUCACAAGCGUUGACGUAUCUCUUCGAGACAUUGAUUCGUCAUGGCGGUGAAUUCCCGCAAGAAUUCUGGGAUGUGCUUUGGAGGCAGCUCCUCUAUCCUAUCUUUGUGGUGCUACAGUCCAAAUCGGAAAUGUCUAAGGUGCCCAAUCAUGAAGAGCUUUCUGUGUGGCUGUCAACCACCAUGAUCCAGGCACUGCGGAAUAUGAUUACCCUGUUCACCCAUUACUUCGACGCACUGGAGUAUAUGCUCGAUCGCAUUCUGGAGCUCCUCACUCUGUGCAUCUGCCAGGAGAAUGAUACGAUUGCACGGAUCGGUAGCAACUGUCUGCAGCAGCUGAUCUUGCAGAAUGUUACCAAGUUCCAGCUGGAACACUGGAAGAAGGUCGUUGGCGCUUUUGUCGAGCUAUUCAGCAAGACUACGGCUUAUGAAUUGUUCACUGCUGCAGCGUCCAUUUCUUCAAAAUCACCUGGCUCGCUGAAACCUGCGAAUGGAGACUCGGCCUCAAAUGAAGAACCUCAGGCAGACGCCCAGCAACAGCCGGCCGCUGUGACCGUGGCUCGCCGCCGGUUCUUUAAUCGUAUCAUAACCAACUGUGUGCUCCAGUUGCUCAUGAUCGAGACUGUCCACGAACUUUUCUCGAAUGAUAAAGUCUACGCACAGAUUCCCAGUCACGAGCUUCUUCGCCUGAUGGGCUUGCUGAAGAAGAGUUAUCAGUUCGCGAAGAAGUUUAACGAGGACAAGGAAUUGCGGAUGCAGCUUUGGCGUCAAGGAUUCAUGAAGCAACCUCCCAACCUCCUCAAACAGGAGAGUGGAAGUGCCGCCACCUAUGUUCACAUCCUCUUCCGAAUGUAUCACGAUGAAAGAGAGGAGCGGAGAAGCAGCCGUGCUGAAACGGAAGCGGCUUUGAUUCCGUAA